AGAAACAUACCGUCAGUGUACUAGAUGAGAACACACUGUGUCAUGUAAAAAGACAUGACAAAAACAGCCCUCAUUAAAUUACUUUUGGCAAUGGUGAUCAUGUUCAUUUUAGUUUUGCCAGAAUAUUUCAAAACACCAAAAGGAAGCAAGCUGGAGUUACCAUGUCUGGAAGUGUGUUUACAACCUGAUUUCACCUAUUCACUCUCCUCUUUAAAUUUUUCUUUUGUGACUUUUCUGCAACCAAUAAGGGAAACACAGACUAUUAUGGGAUUCUUUCUAAAUCAUUCCCACUUUCAAAACUUCACCAGGAUUUGCCAAGACAUCAAAAAUGAAUUUAAAAUAUGCUCUUCAUGUUUGGCUUGUGAGUUCAAAGGAAACAUGGAUUUUAUUUCUCAGGAACAAGCAUCAAAAGCUCUUAUCAUGAAAGGACCAAUGGAAGUGAAGGCAAAUGAUUUUCAUUCACCUUGUCAACAUUUUAACUUCACUGUAGCUCCUAUAGUUGACCACUUGGAGGAAUAUAAAAUUGCCUGUAAUCUAAAAACCCACAUGAGAAAGUCAGCAAUCACAGAGGAUGAUCCAGUCAAGGAAAAGUUUAUAAACCAUACUUGUGGAAUUAUGGAAUACCCGAAUAAUUGUACGCACAUUUCUUUGUACCUCGAUAAAAAAAAUUUCACUUGUUCCAUUAAGAUCAUUUGGUAUGUUUUAGUACUAUUAGUUUUUAUAUUUUCACUCAUCCUUGUUAUCCACAAACUGCUUGAAGGUCACAGAAGACUGAGGAUGUGGCAAAGUCAUAAAUACAAACCUACAUCUGUUCUCUUAAAAGGAAGUGAUUCUGAGAAACUGCGAGCAUUGAACAUACGGGUUAUUUCAGAGACCACGCACAGGCUGCCCUUGACUCAGGUUAAGGAAAGGCUUCCUCCAAUACCAGAACUGGAAGUUGCUUCCACGGUGCACCAGCAAGAUCAAUAUACAUGAAUAUCUUUCUGAAUUUUUCUGGAAAAUUUGGACUGAGCCCUUUUGAAGAAGAACACCCAUAAUUUUAUUUUGGGAAUGAGUUAACUGGUAAAUACGUGGAUCCAGCUGAGGAUGCAUAACAGGAAACAGUAGGAAAGCUGUCCGGUUGAUGAAAACUAGCUCACGAGCACUUAUUUUACCCAUGAGACAAGGUUUUUCAGGAAGCCAUUAUGAGUCAUGGAAAACAAGCUGAUGUAACUCAUGAAAAGCAGCGAGAGAAUGCUUACUCUUCCUGUUUACCCGUCCUACAGCUUACAAUGGUCCCAAGAUUUUGAUUUGGAGGAACCAAAAAUAGGGUCAAGGACGGAAAUCCUUCCUCUCAUUGUCCCACACUGCAUAUUCUUAUUUGAUGGGUUUUCCCAUACAGAUGGUUUGUUUCUAUUCGGCAAAUUACUUAAGAGGGCUGGGAUCCUUUGUUCAUACAUUUGUUUGGAUUUACAGAUCUUGCCUUCUUUUGGCACUAAGGAUGUUGAAAAAAUUCUAAGAUACCAAAAUAAAAUGAAUUUAGGUGAGAUAUUAAGUGAAAAUUGAAUGUUUAAAUUGAAUAGCGAAAUGUUUCCUCUGAUUCUUUUGGCUUUUUCAUUUUUUAAUAGCUGUCAUUGUUGCCAAGAGUAAUUGUAGUUGUUACAAUCAAAGCACAUACAGACAGGAGGGCAGAACUUCAUGCUGAAAAACAGGAGGGCAGAACUUCAUGCUGAAAAAUAGAAAAAUACCUUCCCAGAGUUAAGGUGGAAUUUAAUCUCCUGGUAUCAUUAUAUGGUUAAAAUUGCUUAUCUGAGUAGCUUUCCAGAGUUCAACUGCAGGGUCAGAUUUAAUAUUCAACACCUGCCAGAAAUGAAUGUUUUUGCACAUAGAGGUUUUUCUGGUACUCCAUUUUUCUUGCUAGAUAAAAAACAGAUUCUAAUCGUAAAAUUUAGGGAUUAAAGAUUUGGCAAAUGGAA
Manis javanica (Malayan pangolin) is the source of this 1955-nucleotide messenger RNA. RefSeq names its product transmembrane protein 156 (gene TMEM156). NCBI's taxonomy places the organism in Eukaryota, Metazoa, Chordata, Mammalia, Pholidota, Manidae. The record is from RefSeq and is a predicted model, not a curated record.